AUGAACGGAAUACCGAACACAACAUGCCAUCCAUUCGAGUUAAAUUGGACUUGUGUUCAAAAUAAUUGCAAAAAGUACAAAACUCAACACAAUAGCCAUAAAUUCUUCUAUGGAGAAGACGAAAUUAAGAACGAGAUACUCCAAAAUGGCCCAGUCACAGCAGUUUUUGAUGUUAGACCUGACCUUGCGUAUUACAAGUCUGGUGUUUAUCAAUCAGUCCUUUCAGAAGAAGAAUCCUCUUUCCAACAUGCUGUGGUGAUAUAUGGCUGGGGAAAAGAAAAAGAAACUCCAUUUUGGUGGAUUCUUAAUUCAUACGGUCCGAAUUGGGGAAUAAAUGGCUCAAUGAAGUUUCUCAGAGGGAGUAACCAUUGUAAUAUUGAAACACACGUUUCAUCUGCAUUAAUAUAA
Molecule: messenger RNA, 408 nt
Organism: Trichomonas vaginalis G3
Lineage: Eukaryota; Parabasalia; Trichomonadida; Trichomonadidae
Product: cysteine-type peptidase protein
Exons: 1
Coding region: 1-408 (135 amino acids)
Cellular component (GO): lysosome
Molecular function (GO): cysteine-type endopeptidase activity
Source: RefSeq, a predicted model, not a curated record